GUGGCACCUUGGAAACAACCUCGUAUCUGGUUCCGACUGGUUACCUAGAUACUCCUAUCUAGAUCUGAUCCUAGACUAGAACUAGUUCUAGAUUGAAUACUUGACAAGAUCUCUUCAGACUGAUUGCUCUAUAUUAUUUUGAUUCUCACCCAGACUGCUUAUUUGGCCACGAAGGACUGACUAACUGGUGCCUCAGAAUCCUGACAGCUGAGCUGAGAGUGACCACUGUACCAAACUUGGACAGCACAAGCGUUCAACGAUCAAUGGACAAAGUCACUCGACAGGCCUCAGGACAGUUGGAGAUUUAAUGUCAACUUUACUGAAUUGGGACCUCCUGUUUCCAUCUGCAGUUUCUUCGGAAGUCCGGACAAGACAGACAGCCAUAUAACCAGAUACAGAAACAAAAGCCCAAAAUCCUAAAUCGCAUCGUCAGCUCAUAAACGAGGCCGUCAUCGAUUCUGCGCGCCUGCGCGCGGGCAACAGGCAUCGCAGACUUGAUUUCUUCUCACUGAUCGACUGCCAACGGCCAAGCAUCAAAGGAGAAAACAAAAAGAAAAGGAAACAACAAAAAUUCGAUUAAAAAUGGACGAUGAAAAUCGUAAGAAGCACGGCAAUGUCGUCGCAACGGCGCCAUUCGAGAGAGGCCCACCCGAGCCUCCUUAUAUCAUGAUACCAGCACUUCCCCUUCCAACCCUCAGCAUACUCCCAUCUUUUGAAGCGAUGGAUUCUGCCGAUCUUUCUGAGGCGGACUUGCGCAUAAUCACUCAAAACGCACCACAGCUUGCCCGUGAUAACACGUCCAACUGGAAUUACGAUAUGCGGCGGAACGCUCAGCCCAUUCUUGAUUUCCUCCACCUAGGCCCUUGGAACAGCGCAAAGGACAGGGCAUACCUGGAGAGAGAGGGCAUAACGAUGCUGCUGGGCGUCCUGGACACUCGCAUGGCCCCGAUCCAGGUCGUAUCCCUACAGAAAGCGGUUCAAGGGCUGGACAUUGCCAUAGAUCACAUCGACGCCACAAACCACCAAGAGCUCAUCAGGCUCUUUCCCGAGUUCGUCCGCAAGGUGAACGACCACAUGCUCAGUGUCUACCGGAAACAGGCCGUCCAAGUGCCUGCCGUGCCUGGUGAGAUGGCCAUCGACCCAGCCAGCUUCAGCCGCGGCAAGGUAUUGGUAUUUUGCGACAGUGGCAACGAACGCUCGGCCCUGAUGGUAGCUGGAUACAUCAUGAACCUCUUUGGCGUGGACGUGGUCAGCGCCGUUCAGUUCGUCAACUGCCAGCGCUUCUGUACCAACUUUGAUGAGGAGUGUAAGCAGUGGCUGCGGGCGUAUCAGGACAUCCUCGAGGCCAGGAGAUCAGUCGCCACAUCGAAAUCUACCGGAACAAGGCCGUCAGGUCUCGCCUCAAACAAGCGAUCCAUCGAUCAAGCAUAUCAUGAGGAAAACGAUACAGGUCGGGAGCAUGACCUGGGGCGCUGGAUGAACCGGGAGGCGUUUGUUCCUUUCAUCGACGGCAGGGAAAAGGAUAUCGAAAUGGCGUCAUAAUUCUCGAUCUGUGGAUUUCCGAUGCUGACGAUGCAACUACGGCACAGCUAUUGGCUGCUUUGAUUCUUUUUUUUCAUCUUUUCAUCGCGUCUGUACAUCUAUCCAGGCUUGAUUCGCUGUGGAUUUAGAGCUUUUGUGCAUGGCAUUGCGUAAUAACUACACCAACUCGUUUAUUGGGCUAAACAAACGAAGCCCCCUGAAGAUGGACAGCACGGCUGGGGACGGUCUUCGCGGUGAUUUUAAAUAAACUUUGUAAGGUGCCUGUGUGAUUUACCAUAGUACGAAUGAAUGUGCUACAGAAACUGGACGUGGGUGUAGUACGUUGGUUGGCAAGCAACGUGUCUCUGUAUCAUCAUGUUUGUAUGCCAACUGGAGAGUGUUAAGGAGACGUUGUUUAUCACCAUAAUGCAUUCCAUGAUUAUGGCCUGACAUGUAGUUCUGGUAAUAUAGUAGAAUAGCCACCAAACCUACCUACCUAGGCACCUGGGUAGGUAUAUGCAAAAGGAAAACAUACGAACGAGCAUAUACGUGAAUACCUCACUUUGGAUUCCAC
Pyricularia oryzae 70-15 is the source of this 2095-nucleotide messenger RNA. RefSeq lists its product as uncharacterized. The transcript has a single exon. Lineage: Eukaryota; Fungi; Ascomycota; Sordariomycetes; Magnaporthales; Pyriculariaceae. Gene Ontology annotation, molecular function: F-box domain binding; protein tyrosine/serine/threonine phosphatase activity. Bases 583 to 1542 code for a protein of 319 amino acids. Gene Ontology annotation, cellular component: cytoplasm; nucleoplasm. Gene Ontology annotation, biological process: protein dephosphorylation; regulation of ERK1 and ERK2 cascade; negative regulation of protein binding. The record is from RefSeq and is a predicted model, not a curated record.